This is a messenger RNA of Verticillium alfalfae VaMs.102, 897 nucleotides long. RefSeq lists its product as hypothetical. The record is from RefSeq and is a predicted model, not a curated record. Lineage: Eukaryota; Fungi; Ascomycota; Sordariomycetes; Glomerellales; Plectosphaerellaceae. Bases 1 to 897 code for a protein of 298 amino acids. The transcript is spliced from 2 exons.
AUGGACGACCCAGGCUACGCCUGGCCCGCCUGGAAGUUUGGCAUGAAGAGGGCUGACCUCUUCACCAAGCUGCAUGACCAAUACAACACCUUUCCUUCCUCCAUUCAAGAUCCUGAAGCCUUCCACCACGAUGUUUUCGAGAUCUCCAGCGACUCUCGCACCGAGGACGAGUUCCAUCGCCGCAUGGCCGAGCGACGCGUUCAACGUCUUCGUGAGCUCGACGACUCGCUCGAGCUGGCCGGUGUAGAGAUUAUUGCCAACCCGAAGCUCAUCGGGACGGAGCAGUGGUCUUUCGCCGUCCAGCUCUUUCGGACGCGUUCGCUCGACUCGCUUUCUUCGACGAUGAUGCUGAGAGCGGUCCUUACUUCUUUCCUGACGAUGACGAGAAAGCGUUUCAUGACCCGCGAACCUUUCUGUAUCAACACCAUGGCCACAGACGCCGAUCUUCCUCCUUCUCCUCGAUCAAUGACCACUCAAGAUGACUCGUCCCCCUCAUCUCCUACUGAUCUGCACGAUCAUGACUUUACCCUGGCUCGUUUGACGCCUGCUCGGUCCCUGUCCUUUUCGGGUUCCGAAUCGGACGCGUUUCGCCGUCACCUUGACGACGAUCACGAAGAAGAAGAGACGUCACAGUCGGAUGAUCCAGACUCGCUCGCGACGUCGAUUUCGGAUCUCGUCGAGAGCCACCACGCCGACGAGCUUUACGAAGAAGAGAACUUUGAAGCCCAGUGCCCUACUGAUAUUUUCGAUACCAUCGUCGAGUCGAUCGAGAUGGAAACACCUACCCCCAAGCAAGAACCCCCUACACAUCAUCUACUCGACUCAACAGAUAGCACCCUCGUCAUAUCUUCACACUAUCAACUCGCCGGGAGAACUCACCGAGCCCGCGCAACGUAG